Vitis riparia (riverbank grape) is the source of this 2001-nucleotide messenger RNA. RefSeq names its product pentatricopeptide repeat-containing protein At1g07590, mitochondrial-like. NCBI's taxonomy places the organism in Eukaryota, Viridiplantae, Streptophyta, Magnoliopsida, Vitales, Vitaceae. Gene Ontology annotation, molecular function: protein binding. The record is from RefSeq and is a predicted model, not a curated record. Gene Ontology annotation, cellular component: mitochondrion. The coding region runs from base 1 to 1539 and encodes 512 amino acids. The transcript has 3 exons.
AUGACAGGUGGACCCAUGAUUCGAGUUUACAACCUACAUGGAGGGCCUCUGAUAGUGAAGGAAAUUAGGCAUGCAAGCAGGAGUGCUGCUGUGGAGACACAUUCAAAGCCAAAUCAAGAGGAAGAAUCCAAGUCCUUAUCUUGGAAGAUUGAGAAACUUCCAAGAGGAGAACCAGUUGGGCUUGCCUUCCAAAGCUGGAUGGGUGAGGGUUGCCCCAUUCACAGAGGCCACAUCUUUCAUGCCAUUAAUCGUCUGAGGAAGCUUAAAUUCAACAAACGUGCCCUUGAGGUAAUGGAAUGGGUGGUCAGGGAGAGGCCCUACAGGCCAAAAGAACUAGACUAUUCGUAUCUAUUGGAAUUUACAACCAAGCUUCAUGGGAUUUCACAAGGUGAGAAGCUUUUCUCCCGUGUACCUCAUGAAUUCCAGAAUGAGUUGCUGUUCAACAAUCUUGUAAUUGCAUGCUUGGAUAAAGGAGUGAUAAGGCUUUCGCUUGCUUACAUGAAGAAAAUGAGGGAGUUGGGUCAUCCCAUUUCAUACUUGGUCUUCAACCGUCUUAUUAUCCUCCAUUCAUCCCCUCGUCGAAGGAAAAUCAUCCCAAGGAUCCUCACCCAAAUGAAAGCUGAUAAGGUUGCCCGGCAUGUCUCUACUUAUAACAUUCUCAUGAAAAUAGAAGCUAAUGAACACAAUAUUGAAGGGCUGGUCAAAGUGUUUGGUGAAAUGAAGCAACAACAAGUUGAGCCGAAUGAGGUAUCUUACUGCUUAUUAGCUACUGCACAUGCUGUUGCAAAGUUGCACACUGUGGUUGAGGCAUAUGUUGAAGCAGUGGAGAAGUCCAUAACUGGAAAUAACUGGUCAACACUAGAUGUUCUAAUUAUACUGUAUGGGUAUUUGGGGAAGCCUACUGAUUUAGAGCGUACUUGGGGCAUUGUGCAAGAACUUCCCCAUGUUAGAUGUAAGAGUUAUAUGCUGGCAAUUGAAGCAUUUGGAAGAAUUGGACAACUAAAUCGAGCUGAAGAGCUUUGGUUAGAAAUAAAGUCAAAAAAAGAGUUGAAAUCAACAGAGCAAUUCAAUUCAAUGAUAUCUGUCUAUUCCAAACAUGGGUUUAUUGAUAAAGCUUCUGGGCUGUUUAGGGAAAUGGAGAUGAAUGGAUGCAAAGCAAAUGCCAUAACUUAUCGAAAUCUGGCUUUGGGUUGCUUGAAAGCAGGGUUAUUGGAGGAGGCCUUGAAGACUCUAGAGUUGGGCAAGGGUUUGACAACUAGCACAAGGACCAGGAAAUCAAUCCCGUGGUUAGAGACUACUCUUUCCAUUGUUGAGAUUUUUUCUGAGAAUGGUGAUGUUGAGAAUGCUGAGAAGUUGUUUGAAGAAUUGAAGACAGCAAACUAUACCAGGUACACUUUUGUUUAUAACACCUUGAUUAAGGCUUAUGUGAAGGCCAAGGUCUAUGAUCCUAAUCUUUUGAGAAGGAUGAUUCUGGGAGGUGCUAGGCCAGAUGCUGAGACCUAUAGCCUGAUGAAACUUGCUGAGCAGUUUCAGACUUGAUUCAAAUCAAUUGUACUGGAUUAGUAAGCAGAUAUUAAUUUCAAGGCAAAAUGUUGGUGUAAAGAUAAGAAAUUGGAAGAGAGGGAUGAAUUUUGGAGGAGCAUCCUGCAGAUUUACAGAUUAAGAGAAAUGUGGCAACUUCAGGCACACUGAAAUGGUUCUUUUCACUUGCCUCUAGAGCUCAGAUUAUAUGGAGAUGCUUACAGCAUGUAGCGUCACUUUUUCUUCUGUAUUCUGUUCCACCACCAAGAAAAGUAUUAAUUGAUUACAAAGGCAGCACAAAAAUUCUAACUGGUUAUAGAAAUUUUUUUAAUAGCAUUGUUUCGGCUGUUUUUGAAUAACAUAAAAUCAUUUAUUCAUGUACCCUAACUGGUUGGUCGAAAUUGUAAUCUGUAGAGCAGGCCCCAUUAUCUUUCACUACUUGUUGAAUAAAAAUGAAAAUGAAAAUUGCCUUUCCAUGAA